Messenger RNA from Rhipicephalus microplus (southern cattle tick), 1513 nucleotides. RefSeq lists its product as uncharacterized. Lineage: Eukaryota; Metazoa; Arthropoda; Arachnida; Ixodida; Ixodidae. The record is from RefSeq and is a predicted model, not a curated record.
UCCCACAGGCCAGUUUCGCGACGCCACCGCUGCCGCGGCAGCCGCGGUGCAUGCCGGUACUUGUAGUCGUCCGGGCGCACCAGCCAGCCGAAGUGCCUGAGCGUUCCCUUUUCGAUAGAUUUUUCGGUCGUGUGGAGCCGUCUUACGAUGGGAGGAUUUACGUGCUGUGUUCCUGGAUGCUACAACAACAGCACAAGGGAUAAAGGCUUGGGUUUCUACGUCUUUCCUAAAGAGCAAAAGCUUCGGGAGACGUGGAUUCAGCGUAUCAACAGGGCUGGACGGGGCGGCAGGUUCUCCAAGUUUACGCCUACCACGGGACACCGAGUAUGCGGUGCCCACUUCGAAGGAGGAAAAAAGACUUACAUGAACAGAGUGCCCACAAUCUUCCCGCUGAGACCGCAAAAGGUGGAAAGGAGGCGACCACUCAUAAGGACACAGCCGGAACUUCCCAACAGUCCAACUGUGGCACCCCAGCACGACCCAGAAGUCUCAGGCUCUGCCAUCACUAGUAGCAGCAGCGACAGUGAAGACACCGCACAGCAAAGCACUCUACUCAUGGACCAUGCCUACAGCAGCCAAGAGUCAAGCUAUGACCAGCUUUCCAAGAAAGUUGCUUGCCAAAAUAAUAUAAUAACUGAGCUAGCAGAAAAGGCUGAAGCUGCUUACGCGCAUGUUGAAGAGCUCAACCGCCAGCUAAAACGCUCUCAACAGGACCACGCUGAAGCAAAAAAGCUAUGUGACCGCCUUCAGCAGAAGAAUAGGUGCUUGCGGCUUGAGCUAUCCUGUAUGCAGAAGAAAGUCAAGAGGUGCAAGGCUGAAGCUACACAAAAGAUUGACAUCACGUAUGAAGCCCUUGUAGAAGAUGAAAAGAAGCUGCGGUACUACACUGGCUUUACAUCCAGAAAGUCCUUCGACAGUUUUUGGUCCCUACUUGAACCAGAUGCGAAAAAGCUGCGGUUCUGGCAGAUGAAGGAAACGGAGAACGAGGACCGGAACUUCAUCCUGCCUUUGAAGACACAGCUUGUGCUCGUCCUGAUGAGGCUACGGCUGGGCCUUGACGGCCUUGACCUUGCGUACAGGUUUGGCGUUUCUACGUCAACCGUUUCGAGGAUCUGGGUAACAUGGCUGGAUUUUUUGGACAACAGGCUUCGCCAGGCCACAAGCUUUCACUGACAAGGGCUACACCACUGUUGACGGCAUCCUCGACUGCACCGAAAUUUUCAUCGAAACCCCCUCGUCAUUCCGUGUACAGAGUGAGACCUAUUCCUCGUACAAAAAGCACAAUACUGCAAAAGGGUUAGUUGUGUGCAGCCCGAACGGCUUUGUUAUGUUCGUGUCCGAUCUUUCUCCUGGGAGGCUGUCUGACAAGGCCCUAACAAAGGCUUCCGGUGUGUUGGAAAAGUUCUCACCAGGGCGAAGUUUGAUGGCUGAUAGGGGGUUCACCAUCGAAGAAGAGUGCAAGGAACUUUCACUGCACUUGAACAUUCCGCCAUUCAUGGAAGGACGGCCUCAA